AUGGAAGCUUCGACGUUGCAGGCGCGGGUGCUGGAGAAACUCCAGGCCACAGGACAACCAACCGCGAGAGGGUCCGCUUCCAGCCGAUUGCCCACACAGACGGUUUCAAACCGGAGGAGACAGGUCAGCGAGUCGUCAUCCAGCGAGGAUGGCUUUGGCUACAGCAGUAGCGACAGCGAGAGUGACAAGGAGUUGCGCCUCGAUGUACGCUCUACGCAGGCAGACAUCCUGAAGGCAAGUCGGAUCUGCAGUCGCCGGGACUUGACCAACUGCCUCCGCAAAAGGCGUCGGCUGCUACAGAUCUCGCUGGCCGCUCUGAUUGUCACAGCGUUAAGCUUUGUGGCCUUUGCUGCAUACGAACUCGAGCAGACGGAGCAGCUUGGAGGGAGCCUGCAACAGCAAGCUGCACCCAGAUGGCGGACCGACGAUUUGCCCCAGGAGGCAUGGCUGGCUGCCGGCUGGGGCCUGCCACCUGUCAUGCGGGAAUCCCGGCCAGGUGAUGGCCUGCGUUCGAACAAUUCCACCACGCAGCGGAAAUCAAAGUGUAAGAUCGGGUGCGGGGCGUGGUCCUGGUCAGACGAGCCAAUUGCGACCCUAUCCUUGCAGAGAGACGUGCUUUUCGGUUCAGAACCAGACAUGAUGUUUGGUGUUUGCAGUCGAGUAUUGUAUGAACCGUUGUUUGGUUUCUCGCACAUAAAGGUCCGCACAUUCACGUCCGAUCUAUCUAGAAUUCCGUAG
Molecule: messenger RNA, 738 nt
Organism: Symbiodinium sp. CCMP2456
Lineage: Eukaryota; Dinophyceae; Suessiales; Symbiodiniaceae
Source: the annotation of a GenBank genome assembly